Messenger RNA from Anneissia japonica, 3228 nucleotides. RefSeq lists its product as uncharacterized. The record is from RefSeq and is a predicted model, not a curated record. Lineage: Eukaryota; Metazoa; Echinodermata; Crinoidea; Comatulida; Comatulidae. The transcript is spliced from 5 exons. Bases 1111 to 2985 code for a protein of 624 amino acids. Gene Ontology annotation, biological process: signal transduction.
UUACAUUUUAUUUCAAAAUAGUAGUGUGCUGCGCUUUUGUACGACAGUGACGACAAAAUUCAAAUUCGGCAAACUGGGUUCGGCAAACCGGGUUUCGGCCAACUGGGAUUUCAUGUUUUCGGUGAACUGGAUUCGACAAACUGGGUUUUCGGCAGUGAGUUAAAUUCGACAAACCAGGUUUCGACAAACUGGAUUUCGACCAACUGGGAGGAUACCCAUAAGGAUGCUGGAUUGGCGGUAUUGGGUGCGUAAGAGUCGACACCAGACCUCCGCCCCACCAUAGUUGGAGCUGAGGUGCAAAAAUUAUGAGAAUAUAGAACUCUAUGUGUCCGGAAAUUUCACUCUCGCACCUAAAAAAAUCUUACUGGUAAUUCAUAUCAACGAUAAAAUAAAACAAUUAAUUUUCUUAAUACACGUUCAAGCGUACGAUUGCUCCGUCUGCACCCCACCCUCAACCUGCAUCCACCCCAGUGCAGUACUGUACUGUAUUAGUUUUCUCCCUGUAUGAAUGUAUUUCAGUAUGCAGUAUCAUGGACGAAACUACAGUACUAUGAUAAAAUAGGCCGCUAUCCCGUUACAAAUACAAGUGAAAAUUCGUUAUUGACAAGUGUAUAGGCCUACAUUAUAUAAACAAGCCAUUAUGAAAUAACAAUGAAAUUUCAACAGCAGAUCAUGUAAUGUUAGGUUAUUAGAUAAUAGGACAUAACAGGCAAUUGAUGCAGACAUAGGCUUAUAUACAUUUAGAAAAGGCCGUCCCCUGCAAGUCGAAAAUGGCAUCGCAAGCAGCCCACCCCCACCUUAUUACCUGUAAUUAUUAUUAUCAGCAUAGGCAGUUCACACACUGCCGCGAGCGGGCUUCACUCGCAUGAUAUGACGCACUUCCUGUACUGUAAAAAGCGUUACAAUUCUGUAAUGCAAAAUACGCUCGCUGCUCGUUCUUCCUCUAUCUAUAUUCUUUAUUACAGUGCAGUAUAUGCAUUUCCUCGUGUAUCACGUAACCUCAGAUCAAAUUUGUUUUGGUUCCUAUUGCUAACAUAUUCAUAUCAUGUAAUUAUAAUACGAUGUUUUUGACAGAUUUGAAGCACUUCGAAGCAAUUUGUAACGUACAAAAUGGCCGCUGCAAAUCAUCAGAAGGAAUUAAAUUCAAUAAUUGAACUCCACGAAUUAACUUUGCCGCCAUCAGCAAAAGACGUCCCUUCCAAAUUUCAAGAUAAAUUUAACAACCUCAUGUUAGAAUUAGAGGGCGCUAUACUGAAACUUAGCAAGUCCGAUGUUGCUGCGAACAAAAAUAUGUAUAUCCUAUUCAAGACAUGUGGAGGUUGGUUUUUUAAUGAUGAGUUCAAAAUCUAUCGCAAAUUGAUUAUUGAUAAACUAUGUGCGUCAGGAUUUAUUGAACAGGCUAUAAGAUUUAACAAGCAGCUAGAUAAAUCGGACUUAUUCAAACGAAAAAUAUUCCAUGGAUUCUCUGAUGAUGAUUACAGAUAUAAAAUUCUCUAUAAUGUACUAUCAACAUUGUGUAACUUUACCGAUUCAUCUGUUGAGGCAUGUUCCAAUCUCGCAGAAAAUGGGGCUAUUCCACUGUUGUUGGCAUUUCUUCAACAUGAGGAUCUGCUGCCGACAAAUCUCACAGACAAUAAAUGGCAUUUUAUAAACUCAGUUCUUGGUGUCAUUGGUAAUAUGGCUAGACUCUGUCCAGAUACCAGACCGAUGCUGAGGGAAAACAGUGCCAUUGAAAUUCUAUUGGAAUAUUCCGUGACUACAUAUUUGGUUUCAAGAGCUGAUUGCUACCUGACAAUUUCAUUUUUAAUCACCGAUGAAGAAAUUGAUCUCUUGAAUGAUAGUGGAAGCACGGUGAUAUUUCUAACGGAUCUUCUAUCCAAAACGCUGGACUCAAAGGAUGAAUUUGUUGCUCAUGGGUAUAGCCCGUCAGAAAUUUUGUUAGGGUUGAACAAUCUAGCUUUAAAUGACAAUAAUAAAGUCAAAAUCGUCGAUUAUGGCGGGCUACAGCUGCUUUCAAAAACAACAAAAGUUAAAAACAACAUAGCAAUAGAUAUCAUAGCUACUGAACUGACGUGGAAGUUGGCGUUCAUGAAGGAAAAUAGACAGAAAAUCAAAGAUGAAAAAAAGCUUAUUGAAGCAUUAAAAUAUUGGCAGACAUCACAAAACCCUAUGCUGAGGAAGGCGUCCUCUGGGGCAUUAUGGGAAACGUUUGAUGGUAAACUUGAGGAGCUAGGCAUACAAGGGACUACUUCGUCCGGAAUGUUUGAAAAGUACGGCCCUCAUGUGAUGCUGAGCUACCAGUGGGAUGUUCAGUCAACAAUGGUUAAGUUGAAAGAGAAACUCCAACAGGCAGGGUACAACGUAUGGAUGGACGUUGACAAGAUGAAGGGCGAUAUUCUAGGAGCUAUGGCUGCUGCUGUUGAGAAUGCUGCAGUGGUAUUGGUUGCAGUUUCUAAGAAGUAUAAGGACAGCAAUAGCUGCAGAACAGAAGCUACAUAUGCAUAUAAAAAGCAAAAGCCUAUUAUACCACUCAUUGUCGAAUCAAACUAUGUAGCGGAUGGUUGGUUGGGCGCCCUCAUCGGCACUUUAAAGUACUACAAACUCACUUGUGAAUCCUCCGUUGGAAAUGAAUUUCGAAAUAUCCAGAAGGAAAUCGGAAAUAGAGCACUUUCAGAAGAUAUUGUUAUUCCUGUAUCUGAAACACAUGUUUUUUCGGGCAAGAAUGUGCCAAGCGAUGAUGUGGACGGCCGGUACACAAGUGUAAUUAAUUGGACUACAGACGACGUUGAAGAGUGGUUAAGAGACAACCUCAUGUCAGACUACAACAGUUGUAUGAAAGAUGUGAACGGAGAAAUUCUUUUGCAAAUGGUGAAAUUUUCAAAGAAAGCCCCUGAAUUCUUCUAUUCACAAUUGAAAUUGGACUUCGGGAUGAGUCUAGUUCAGAUAUUAAAAUUUGCGAACGCUCUUGAAAAAUUGAACAUCUGAAUUGUAUUAAGGCAUUGAGUGGGCUUAUCAAUAAUGUAAAUAGUAAUUGUAACUGUAAUGUGUAACAAUGAUUAAUUAGUAUUGAUAGUAAUGUUCACAGUCAAUUUGAUAAGUUCUGUUUUUUUUUUCAUUAUCAAAUCAAUUUACAAAAUGAAUAAACUUUUAAAAAGUGCAUAAGAAGUAAAAUGACCUUCAUGAAACUUAAUGAGCUUGUAAAAUGAAGGUCUGGGUGUAGUAAUAAAG